Molecule: messenger RNA, 1068 nt
Organism: Gamsiella multidivaricata
Lineage: Eukaryota; Fungi; Mortierellomycota; Mortierellomycetes; Mortierellales; Mortierellaceae
Product: kinase-like domain-containing protein
Exons: 7
Coding region: 1-1068 (355 amino acids)
Biological process (GO): protein phosphorylation
Molecular function (GO): protein kinase activity; ATP binding
Source: RefSeq, a predicted model, not a curated record
AUGAUCUCGCCCGGUACGAUCCGCAAAAAGAGAAACUUCAAGAACCUGGCACUUGACGAGUCCGCGAACGUAAAUGCACCCCCAGGCGGAAGCGCCCAUCUGCACAACUUGCCGGUGGCUCGAGGUCAGGCGCCCGCAGGAGCAGUGGCGGGAGCAGGAACAUCACAAUUUUCGCGCAGGGAGCCUCUACCGGACCUCGAGCUCGGCGUUGAAUUCAAGCUGGAUCUCAGGAGCGAGGACCUGCAAACCCUGGAGGAGCUCGGUGCUGGCAAUGGCGGCACGGUCAGCCGUGUGAUCCAUCUGCCCACGAAGGCUAUCAUGGCACGAAAGGUGAUCCAUAUCGAUGCUCAACCUGCAGUCCGGAAGCAAAUCCUGCGCGAGCUCCAGAUCAUGCACGACUGCAAUCACCCCAAUAUCGUCUCAUUCUAUGGCGCGUUUUUACAUGAGAGUGAAAUUUCCUACUGCAUGGAGUACAUGGACGUCGGAGCGUUGGACGGCAUUUGUGCAAAGAACGGCUCCUUUCCCAUGGAUGUUAUCGGCCUCAUCACGGUCUCGGUUCUCAAGGGUCUGAGCUAUCUUUAUAAUAACCACAAGAUUGUCCAUCGAGAUCUCAAGCCCUCGAACAUCCUUAUCAACUCUACAGGAAUGGUCAAGAUCUGCGACUUUGGUGUCUCUGGACAACUUGUCAACUCGAUUGCCAAUACAUUUGUUGGAACCAGCAACUACAUGUCGCCUGAAAGAAUCCGUGGAUGGAACUAUGGUGUACAGUCGGAUGUCUGGUCACUAGGCAUCACGCUCAUGGAGUUGGCGCUUGGAAGGUUCCCACUGGAUGCCGAGUGCAAAUCGCUCACGAUUUUGGAACUACUUCAGCAUAUCGUGAACGAGCCCUUGCCCACACUCCCCCGUAGCAAUUUCCCAGAAGACUUUUGCAAUUUUGUCGACAUAUGUUUGGCCAAGAACGUAGAGUCAAGACCAUCACCCGACAUGUUAGCUAACCACGCAUACUACAUUCGCGCAGAACAGGAGGAUGUCGACAUGGAGCAAUGGGUUAGCCGUUUGGUCAAGUAG